Molecule: messenger RNA, 11733 nt
Organism: Hemicordylus capensis (graceful crag lizard)
Lineage: Eukaryota; Metazoa; Chordata; Lepidosauria; Squamata; Cordylidae
Gene: MYO5B
Product: myosin VB
Exons: 39
Coding region: 579-6050 (1823 amino acids)
Biological process (GO): vesicle transport along actin filament; actin filament organization
Cellular component (GO): myosin complex; cytoplasm; actin cytoskeleton
Molecular function (GO): actin filament binding; ATP binding; microfilament motor activity
Source: RefSeq, a predicted model, not a curated record
ACCAGCAGAGGGCGAGCGCUGCCUACGUGCCGGCUGAUUGGUGCGCCAAGAGCUCCCGGCGGCGCUGCAAGGGGACUGAGGAAGAAGCAACUCCAGCCACCUCCUUCGCCAAGCGAGGGAAAGCGGAACCGGCCAGCUGAUUGCUCGCCGCCGCCCCCCGCGUCCUCCGCGGCACCUCCUCUACCUGAACGGGGAGCGGCAGUCGAGCUCCGCCUCGCCGGGCAGCAAUUUCCCCGCCUCGCUCCUCUCUGGGCGUUUUGUAAAUACAGUAACUUCAGCUGCCGAGGCCGGGCAAAGGUCGCGCAUGGAGCUUUAGGAGGCGCUUCCCGGGGUGCUGCUGCCGCCGCCGCCGCCGGCUCUCCUUCCUUCCUUCCCUCCCUCUCCUGCCUGCCUGCCAUGUGGCUUGGCCCCGAGGUGUAAACGCCGGGCUUUCUCUUUCCCCGCCGGUGCUGCGGACUCUGGAUUGUAGCCGCGUUGGAGCCGUUGGGGACCUUCUCUCGGUUUGCUUUGCGCCCCUCGCCGCCAGCCGCUGCGCCUCGCCGUGCGCCCCCCUUGGAUUGCGCGUCUCCAGCCAGGACAUGUCGGUGACGGAGCUGUACAGCAAGUACACAAGAGUCUGGAUUCCUGACCCAGAGGAAGUCUGGAAAUCGGCAGAAAUAAUCAAAGAUUACAAAGAAGGAGAUAGAACCCUACACCUGAAACUUGAAGAUGAAACGGUCCUGGAAUAUCCCAUUGAUCCUAAAACCAACAAGCUUCCCUUCUUGCGUAAUCCUGAUAUUUUGGUUGGAGAAAAUGACCUGACAGCUUUAAGUUACCUCCAUGAACCUGCAGUCUUGCACAACCUAAAAGUCAGAUUCUUGGAAUCAAACCAUAUCUACACCUACUGUGGUAUUGUGCUCGUUGCCAUUAAUCCUUAUGAACAGUUGCCAAUCUAUGGACAAGAUGUCAUCUAUGCAUACAGUGGCCAAAACAUGGGAGACAUGGAUCCUCAUAUCUUUGCAGUGGCAGAGGAAGCUUAUAAGCAAAUGGCCAGGGAUGAGAAGAACCAGUCCAUUAUUGUUAGCGGGGAGUCUGGGGCCGGAAAAACGGUCUCUGCCAAAUACGCCAUGCGAUUCUUUGCAUCGGUUGGAGGCUCUUCCAGUGAAACCAAUAUUGAAGAGAAGGUCCUGGCGUCCAGUCCUAUCAUGGAGGCAAUUGGUAAUGCUAAAACAACCAGAAAUGACAACAGCAGUCGCUUCGGGAAGUACAUUCAGAUCGGCUUUGAUAAAAGAUACCACAUCAUUGGUGCCAACAUGAGGACAUAUCUGCUAGAGAAAUCAAGGGUUGUUUUCCAGGCAGAUGAUGAGCGGAACUAUCACAUCUUCUAUCAGCUCUGUGCUUCAGCUGGUCUUCCAGAAUUUAAAGACCUCUCACUAACUUGUGCUGAAGACUUUUUCUACACAUGUCUGGGAGGCGAUACGUCCAUUGAAGGAGUAGAUGACGCAGAUGACUUUGAGAAAACCAGGCAUGCUUUCACGCUACUUGGAGUGAAGGACUCCCAUCAGAUGACCAUUUUUAAGAUCCUUGCUGCCAUCCUACACCUUGGAAAUUUGGACAUUAUAUCAGAACGUGAUGGAGAGUCGUGCAGUAUUUCAAAACAGGAUGAACACCUGCAUAAUUUUUGCAGAUUGCUGGGAGUGGAGCACAGCCAGAUGGAACACUGGCUUUGCCAUCGCAAAUUGGUCACCACUUCGGAGACCUACAUCAAGAACAUGUCUGUCCAGCAAGUUGUGAAUGCCAGGAACGCCCUGGCCAAGCACAUUUAUGCCCAGCUGUUCAACUGGAUUGUGGAGCAUAUCAACAAGGCCCUGUACACGACGGUCAAGCAGCAUUCCUUUAUCGGGGUCCUGGACAUCUACGGGUUUGAAACCUUUGAAGUGAAUAGCUUUGAACAAUUCUGCAUCAACUAUGCCAAUGAAAAACUGCAGCAGCAGUUCAACUCGCAUGUGUUCAAAUUGGAGCAAGAGGAAUAUAUGAAGGAACAAAUCCCUUGGACUCUCAUAGAUUUUUAUGACAACCAGCCGUGCAUAGACCUUAUUGAAGCUAAGCUGGGUAUCUUGGACUUGCUGGAUGAAGAAUGUAAGGUUCCUAAAGGAACAGACCAGAACUGGACCCAGAAACUGUACGAUCGCCACAGCAGCAGCCAGCACUUCCAAAAGCCUCGCAUGUCCAACACCUCCUUUAUCGUUGUGCAUUUUGCAGACAAGGUGGAGUAUCAGAGCGAUGGAUUUCUGGAGAAAAACAGAGAUACUGUGUAUGAAGAACAGAUCAAUAUACUAAAGGCCAGCAAGUACCCAAUGAUAGCUGACUUAUUCCAUGAUGAAAAGGAUUCGGUGCCAGCUGCUCUGACUGGAAAGGGAGUUUCCUCAAAAAUCAAUGUCCGCUCUGCCCGUCCAGCUGUGAAAGCAGCCAAUAAAGAGCAUAAGAAAACAGUCGGGCUUCAGUUCCGUAACUCCUUGCAUUUGCUUAUGGAGACCCUGAAUGCCACCACUCCACAUUAUGUACGCUGUAUCAAGCCAAAUGAUGAGAAACGUCCAUUCAGCUUUGAUCCGAAGAGAGCAGUGCAGCAGUUGAGAGCCUGUGGUGUGUUGGAGACCAUCCGCAUAAGUGCAGCCGGCUAUCCUUCCAGGUGGACCUAUCAUGACUUCUUCAUUAGGUAUCGUGUCCUUAUGAAGAAAAGGGAUAUCUCAAAAAAGACAGACAAGAAGCUGAUAUGCAAGAUGUUACUAGAAAGCCUAAUUAAGGAUCCUGACAAGUUCCAGUUUGGGCGUACCAAGAUAUUUUUCCGUGCAGGCCAAGUGGCAUACUUGGAGAAACUUCGGGCUGACAAAUUCCGUGCUGCUACCAUCAUGAUACAGAAGACAGUACGUGGCUGGUUUCAGAGGGUGAAGUAUAGGAAAAUGAGAGAGGCAGCUGUAAGAAUCCAGAGGUACACCCGAGGACACCUGGCACGCAGACUGGCCGAUCGUCUAAGGAAAACGAGAGCAGCCAUUGUUUUCCAGAAGCAAUAUCGCAUGUUGAGGAUCCGCCGUGCUUACCAAACAAUUCGCAGAGCUGCCAUCACAAUCCAAGCCUUCACCCGAGGAAUGUUCAUCCGAAGGUCCUAUCAAAAGAGGCUCAUGGAACACAAAGCCACCAUCAUUCAGAAGCACGCCCGGACCUGGAUGGCUCGGAUGCAUUUUGUCAGGUUCCGAUGUGCUGCUGUGGUUAUCCAGUGCUACUUCAGGCGCAUGAAGGCCAGGCAAGAGCUGAAGGCCCUGAAGAUUGAGGCACGGUCAGCAGAGCACUUGAAGCGACUCAAUAUUGGGAUGGAGAAUAAAGUUGUUCAGCUGCAGAGGAAGAUAGAUGAACAGAACAAAGAAUACAAGCUUCUGAAUGAGCAGUUGUCCACAGCUGCCUCUGCUUAUUCCACUGAGGUGGAGAAACUGAAAAAGGAAGUGGAACGGAAGAAAGGGGAUGGCAACCAGAUGGCAAGCUUGCAAGAAGAGAUUGACACUCUCCGGUUGGCACUGGAGAAAGCUCAUGGGGAAAGAAAGAUAGUGGAAGAUACCUACACGAAGGAGAAAGAUGUGCUCCGAAAGCGGAUAUCAGACUUGGAAGAAGAGAACGUGCUGCUCAAACAGGAAAAAGAGGAGUUGAACAACAAAAUCUUGUGCCAGUCGAAAGAUGAGUUUGCACAAAAUGCUGUUGAGGAAAAUUUUGUGAUGAAGAAGGAGCUAGAAGAGGAGAGAGUUCGUUAUCAAAAUCUUGUGAAGGAGUAUUCAAGGCUAGAGCAGAGAUACGACAACUUGAGGGAUGAGAUGACUAUAGUAAAGCAAACCCCAGGACACAGAAGAAACCCGUCUAACCAAAGCAGCCUGGAAUCGGACUCCAAUUACCCUUCCAUUUCUACGUCUGAGAUUGGAGAUACUGAGGAUGCAAUACAGCAAGUGGAGGAAGUUGGUUUGGAGAAAGCAGCCAUGGACAUGACCCUCUUCCUGAAGCUGCAGAAGAGAGUGCGAGAACUUGAGCAGGAGAGAAAGAAGCUGCAAAGCCAACUGGAGAAGAAAGAAAGUGAUAGCAAAAAAUCCCAGGUAAUUGAAAUGAAGAACGAAAUGGAUUUGGACCGUGAUACAGAUCUAGAGUACAACAGUCUGAAGAGGCAAGAGUUAGAAUCUGAGAACAAGAAACUGAAAAAUGAACUUAACGAGCUGAGGAAAGCUAUAGUGGACCGGGUGGCUCAGAACAACUCCUCCAAUGACGUCCAGGACAGUUACAGCCUGCUCCUGAAUCAGCUCAAGUCAGCUAAUGAAGAGCUGGAAGUGCGGAAGGAAGAGGUGCUUAUUCUAAGGACACAGAUUAUAAAGGCAGCCCAGCAAAAAGAUUCAGGCAGAAAUAUGGUAAUGGAGUCAAAGAUCAACAUGCAGACCAGCUGGCCAAACAGUGACAAGCACGUGGAUCCAGAAGACGCAAUAGAGGCUUAUCAUGGCGUGUGUCAGACUAACCGGCUCCUUGAGGCCCAGCUCCAGGAUCAGAGAAGAGAGCAUGAAGAGGAGGUAGAAACGCUGAAGGAGCAAAUGGUGGCUUUGAGGGAAGAGACGGAGAAGCAGCAGGAGGUCUUUUUCCAGACACUCCAGCUGUCACCGGAAGCCCAAGUGGAGUUCGGCAUCCAGCAAGAAAUCACACGGCUGACUAAUGAAAACCUGGAUCUGAAAGAGCUGCUUGAAAAACUAGAAAAGAAUGAAAGGAAGCUGAAAAAACAGCUCAAGAUUUACAUGAAGAAAGUCCAAGAUCAUGAAGCAAAUCAAGCCAGCAUACAAACCGAAAAGCAGCGCCAUGAACUCACCCGGCAGGUCACCGUCCAAAGGAAAGAGAAAGAAUUCCAGGGAAUGUUGGAGUAUUUCAAAGAGGAUGAGCCGAUACUUGUCCGAAAUCUGAUUACAGAUCUGAAGCCCCAAACUGUCUCUGCCACGGUACCCUGCCUUCCUGCCUACAUUCUCUAUAUGUGCAUCAGGCAUGCAGACUACAUUAACGAUGACCAUAAAGUACACUCCUUGCUUACCUCUACCAUCAAUGGCAUUAAAAAAGUAUUAAAGAAGCACAAUGAGGAUUUUGAGAUGACAUCCUUUUGGCUGGCCAAUACCUGUCGCCUCCUACAUUGUUUGAAGCAAUACAGCGGAGAUGCGGGUUUUAUGACCCAAAACACUGCGAAGCAGAAUGAACACUGUCUGAAGAAUUUCGACCUCACUGAGUAUCGCCAGGUCCUAAGUGAUCUUUCCAUUCAGAUUUACCAGCAGCUCAUCAAAAUCGCAGAAGGCGUCUUGCAGCCCAUGAUAGUGUCUGCGGUAUUGGAAAACGAGAGCAUCCAAGGCCUGUCGGGUGCGAAGCCAAUGGGCUACCGGAAGCGAACCUCCAGCAUGGGAGACAGUGACAACUCAUACAGCUUGGAGGCGAUCAUCCGCCAACUCAACACAUUUCACAGUGUCGUGUGCGACCAGGGGCUCGACCCCGAGAUCAUCCAACAGGUCUUUAAGCAGCUUUUCUAUAUGAUCAACGCUGUGGCCCUGAACAAUCUGCUGCUGAGGAAGGAUGUCUGUUCUUGGAGCACAGGCAUGCAAGUCAGGUUUAACAUCAGCCAGCUGGAGGAGUGGUUGCGAGGGAAGAACCUUCACCAGAGUGGGGCUGCACAGACCAUGGAGCCUUUGAUCCAGGCCGCGCAGCUCCUGCAGCUGAAAAAGAAAACUUCAGAAGAUGCUGAGGCCAUAUGUUACUUGUGUACAUCCCUCACCACACAGCAGAUUGUAAAAAUACUCAACCUCUACACUCCUGUGAAUGAGUUUGAAGAGCGGGUGACAGUAGCCUUCAUAAGAACCAUUCAGGCACAAUUGCAAGAACGGAAUGACCCUCCACAGCUAUUGUUAGACUUCAAGUACAUGUUCCCUGUUUUGUUUCCAUUCACCCCUUCGUCUAUUACGAUGGACUCUAUUCACAUCCCUGCCUCUCUCAGUCUGGAAUUCCUUAACAAAGUUUGAAGAUACUAUGAUGACUCCCAGCCAAAUUCCGCCCCACCCCCCAAAAAGAGGGGAAUUUUAAGGAUUUCUUCAAAUGUGGACCAAACAAAUGUUUAAAGAACCAAUACUCUUUCGUCAAUCAGUGCUAAAUUGUACAGCAUACAGAACUAAUCUUGUAUUUUGGUUUGUAUGGGUUUUUGGGGGUUGGGGAGGAGACAGAUCUUGCAGCCAAGAAUACUUGAAAUGAGAGGGUUUUCUACUGCUUGACAUUAUCAUGCUGUUAAGGUGCCAGCAUAGGUAAGUGGGAUAUCACUUUUGAUUUCCGUUGAAUUUCUGGAUAGCUGUAAUUUAUCUUGAAAUAACAGAAAGAAACCUAGAUGGCCAUACAUCUUCAAACGGUUGAUGAUUAUGGGGUUUUUACAGAUUGGAGACACUCUUCCACUUCUCUGUUGUUGCUAUCCACUGUUCUUUAAAAUGACCAGUUCUGGGAAUACAGUUACAGUAAUCCAACAUAAUUCAUCAUACAGUCUGAAAGGAAACUAAUGUGAAGAAAUGAUACUUGUUGCUUGUAUGUGGGACUUCAGAAGGUAGUUGCUGCUGUUUCCACAACUUCCUUCAAAUACUGCUUUCUCAACAUGUACUAUGCUAGGGUUGCUCACUGGGACAGUCCCAGUAUAGCACAGCAUAAAUAUUUCUUCCAUAUGCAACAUCUGAGAAAGGGAAAAGUUGUGGAGGACUUGGAAAUCUCUGUACUAGUUGAAUCCCAUGAUAGUAAUUCCACUAUAGGCUACUAUGAAUUAUUAAAAGUAACCCAGAAGCUUGUUCUGCAGCAUUAGAUAGCUUUAUGCCACUUUAAUCCCCAUGACAUCUGUGAGACUAUAUUGGUUUCCAUGAUUGUGGGAAAAGGCACACAAGAGAAGAUGACUUCUUGCCAACAAAAUAGUGGAGCUCUUGCAAUUCAUCAGUGGCAUGACUGUGCUAGUCAUGUCUUGGCUCCACUGCAGGUCAUUGUGGAGUGGACAUUGGUACAAAACUUAUGUUCAACCAACUUGGUGAUUUUGACAAGUUUCCAAAGCCCGUUAAAAAGAAUGCUGCUUUCUGCCAUGGAUUUGUACAUGAAAAUAGUUGUGCAAUACCAUGCUGAACUUAGCAGUAAAAUAUUGGUUGAAAGAGAAGCAUUUUGAGAGAGCUAAAGUGGGAUUCUAGUACCAGUUCUCAGCAUUUUAAAAUAUCUAUUCCUUAUGAAACACUACAGGGUAACUGAUGGCUCUCUGGAUGUUUCUAACCCAAGGAGGAUUUUCAGAAUCCUAUUAAUGUAAGUAGUUUUCCCAACCCCCUAUUACUCGGGCAUUAAAAUACAUCUGUUGUUGCUCCCAACACCACUGAAAUGUCCAAAGAUAGCACUCUGUUGCCAGAUAGUGGCAAUGGUUGCGUGAAUCUGCAAGACAGAAAUUGACCGUGGCAACAACUUCCUGUCAUUUGCAUCUGACAGCUGAAAAGGUAUUUGCUAAAAUUUCUGGAUCCAGUUAAAAUGGUGAUUAGACGUCUCCAAUUUGCUUGAUGGCUCUGCCUAAAUAGCUCUUAAGGCCUUUACUUCUUGAACCUAUGAUGGCAGAAGAUCUUUGAUAGGAGUGCUUGAAUACUGUCAUGUUUAGACUAACUAGUUACAGUCAUAGAACUAGAUAGUAUAACUCAAAUGCCCAACUCGCAAACAUUAAGUAUGUCAUGAUUUUUUUAAAAUUAUAAAACAUUCUGACCUGACUCAGAAAAGAACUAGGGCACUUUUCCAUUUUCAAGCAGAGAAUUAGUCCCUGAAGCCAUUGCUUCCUUUAAAAGUUCAGUGGUCUGCACUUAAGGGUAUUGCUGAUUCAGGCUACAUUGCUCAUUACCACCUUGCAGUAUCGAGCCCUUACAUGUGCAGGUGCACAGAGAGACAGACACAAGAUCCCACAGUCACCUUGUAGACAAAACAAGUCCAUCUUUAAUUCAGCAAAUCUAGGCAAUAUGUAAUUAUGCUGCUACCAACUUUUUGUGAGUGAAUAUUGCUUGCAGUCAAGCACCAAUUGUAUUCCAGAAAGAAUUCAGGAGAGAACUAAAUAGCUAUAUGUCACAGCAUAAUUCUCCAUAUUUUUAAAUUAAUUCACAGGAAAGGGAUAAGCCAAGAACUGUGGUGGCACUAGGCUCCAAAACUUGAUUUGUUUUGAUUCUGCAGUGCCUUCCACUUUCUCCAUGUUUUUUGGCCAGUUUUCUAGCACCUGCGGUGGGGCCUGAAUGAGUAAUGGUCAAUGGGAUCUCCCCCUGUAGUAGGGAUCUCUGUCCCUACUUCAUUUGGCAUGGAAAACAGCAAGCUCUCAUGGCAAACAUUGCCUCUGGACUUUGAUUUCCUGCACACAGCAAACUAGUGCUGGAGCAAAGCACUACAGAGUUCAUACCAAGCAGCUGGCAGUGAUCCACCCAUCAAGUGAGACCGGGUGAAAGAUCCACCUCUGCAGGUCUGACACUUCACAGAAUAUGGAAGUACAACCAGCUUGUUGCCUCCAGCAAAACAAAUCCAUUCUUCGUCGUAGCCAAACAUCUUGCUUGUUAUUACAACGGUCUCUUUCAAGCACAAUAUACAAGUUUCCACUGAAGUCUCCUUUUUCUGUGUAUCCAAUUAAGUGAUGUGUGAAAAUGUCCCCAGCUGCCACUUGAUCACUGCACAGUUUCCAAACGUCACUAAACAAUUCUAAUCAGGCAGGUUAGAAUAUAGGAAGCUGCAGCAUCUACUGUUGUUGGGAAUUUUAGAAACUAUAAGAUAUGACUAAUGUUCCUCCAGAGAUAAUGGUAUUUCACUACAGCACUGCAAGAAAGUUAAUUUAUAUUGUGUAUUUUAUUGAUGUAUAUUUAAAAAAGUAUGUUGGUAUAGAAAAUUAUACAAAUAUCUUUAAUUAAUUUAUCUACAAACUUGGAUUUUCAGAAGGAUCUUCUGUUAAAUGUUACCUGUUUUUAAAAAAUCUUGGAACUUUUAAAAAAGCCAGUUCACUUGUAAUGCCAUGCAUAGACAUGCCUUUUUUCUUUCUCUCUUGCUAAUCAGCCAUAUCAAUUUGCUUUAAAGCACUUUAGCACAGUUCAAAUAGACUGGUGGUGUCAUUUGUUUAAUUUUUAAAAACUAUUUUCUGAAUAAGUUGAGUACUUUCCCACUGUGUGCCUUUUCGCAGUUACUCUCAAUCACGGGUUCCCCCACCCCACCCCAAAUAACUGAGUGUUUUAAGUGUGGGAAAAUGUUUAACUGUCACCAAAAAUUGCCUUUGAAUCUGUGUGAAGACAGGUGAAGCUGAAGUUGGAUGUGGGCAGGUUUUGAAGUCAACAAAAAAGCCCAGUAUUGUAAAUGGUAGCUGCAAUUUCUCAAUGCGCAUGAGCCAGAUCCACACUUGCCUCAGAGCUGUGUUGGCUUUUCCUCAAACAGCCUUUUAGACUCUCCCAAAUCUAAAAACAGCUUUUGAAUUCAGUGUGAGAAAUUGCAAGAGGGGAAAUUUCCCCAGAGCCCUGCUGUGUGCACUCUGUUGCUUGUUCGCAUCCACAGCACUCUGCUAACUUGGAAACACUGUUCAUCAGGAACAAGACCCUCCAAAAGGCAGGGAAUACAGUGCUAGGGGCAUAUGCGGUCUGAUAGUCACAUGCCAGUGUAAGCCAUUAGCAACUUUUUUCUGCCAUGAAGGGGGUGCUAUAGCUAGCCAACAAACUGUGGUUGCUCCCUUCUUCCAGCAGUAAGAAACUGCUGCUACAGAAAAAAGAGUUGCAAAAGACCUCCCGUUCAGCAACAGGAGGAGACUGUGACUUAUCUAAAGCCUGCCCUUCCCAUGAAAACAGAUGCUUCUCUGCCUCCUUCCCUCAAAAUCAAAAAGCUUUCAGGCAGAGAGAAGGGAAUACUCCAAUAUCCUAGACUUGACAAAAAAUCUAAUACUUCUGUAAUGUGCAGUGUUUCAUUGACAUCUUAGGGUCAAUUCUCAUGAAAGCUGAACUACAUGUUAAGUUAAAAUGCAUACAGGACCGCACAGUGUGGUGUUCAGCUGUGAACAGCAGUCAAAGGACAUCAGGAGAGAGACUGUGGUGGGCAGGAAGAGGGGUAUUUAACCCUCCUGCUAUGCUAUGGUCCUAAUAAAAAAUCUCCAUCAUAAAGCUGCCAGGAAGGAAGCUUCGGUUGGCAACAUUUCCAUGGACAUUUCCCUGCCAGGUCUAAUCAUAGCUUUCAGAGUGCAAUAUUUGCCACAACCAUGGCCCAGGGACAAAGAGUUAAACACUCCAUUCUUCCCAUGUGCUGCAGACCCACUCCUAAUCAGGCUUUCCUAAGUGGCUGUUUACACUUAAAAAAAAUAAACAUGCAGGGUCAAAUGACUCUUGCCACUUUGGGAAGCUUACUUUCAAUCUAUAAGGACUUUAUUUUUUUCUGUCUAAGAUUUAAUUUGUUUUGAUGCAGUAAACUUGAGGUCUGGGUUCACAGCAGAGUGCUCACACAAUUGCCUCAUCACAUGCAUAUUCAAUAUAGGCUGACAGAAAUGGUCAGUCAGUAUUGAAUAGAAGUCCAAAAGUGAAUUGGCUGUCAAGAUGGGGCUGUCCUUUUGCAAUUAAUUGAUACAUCUCUGUAGCUGGACACUAAUGCAGCCAGUCUCAUGUCUAUUCCUUGAAGAGAGGCCAGUCAACUCUAGAUGCUGUAAAGAUCAAUAGUUGCAAAUAAGAUUGGCAACUGAUAGAUCUGAUGAUGCAGACGCUUGUCUACGUACAAAAAAUAAACCUGUUUGUGUUUAGGCAGACAUCGUUAUUUAAAAUUUUAUAUACUGCCUUUGGUUAAGGGCAAUGGGAACUCACACUAGAUUUUUUAAAAAGCUAGGGGAGACACAGGGCACACGGUCCCACAGCUCACAUCUCUUUACCAUGAUUGAGAGCAUUGUGUCCCCAUCAUCUCGUCUGAGAUGCCACAAGACUCAAACGUGUAAGAAUUUGCAGUGAUUGGUUGUCCACUGAUGUAAGCUGUGCCAGUUUCAAGCCACAUUUGGAAGUUACUGAACAUGUAUUAAUACUAAACUUCAUUUUCACCUCAUUCCAGCGCUACAUUAAAUAUAUGGGCUUAUUUAUUCUUGUUGGACUGGUAUAGCUUCAAUAGGGACUGUAAUAAGAGGUCAAAACUAUCUAGGAUUAUAGAAGCAUUGUAGCUGGUUGUCCAGAACUGUGCCAAUCAAGAUAAACUGCACAAGUCAGCUCAUACCUCUGCCUCCUCAAGCUGUUGGGAUUUUUUUUUUACAUAUUUGAACUGACCAAUUUCUUUGUUUUCCAAAUCAAAGCUGAAUGUUUCAAGUACAAACAGCUAAUAGCAUUUCCCAUAAAGACUACAGAAUUAUUCAAAGAAUGCAAAUGCCAGACUGUAAAGAUUGUUGUGCUAAAGGGAAAGAAAGCAAAGUACACACCCAGAACCAUGCGGUCUGAGAUCUGCUGUGCACCCAAAGUCUUAAUCACCCAGUCUGAUAGUUCAGCUGCUCUGAAGGUGUUUGAAUGACAUUUGAGGGCGAGUCCUAAAAGUGCAGAUGAAACACUGCUGCUGAUAAAAGAAAUAUUUUUUUCCAUUUUGAACAAAUCUGUAAACUGCACCUUUUGUUUAUAGGGAAACGACUAUAAUAGUCACUGUCAUUGGCUGUGCAUAAAAAAUGUGAAAUAAAUACUUUGGAAUAAA